Messenger RNA from Vicia villosa (hairy vetch), 966 nucleotides. RefSeq names its product mitochondrial import inner membrane translocase subunit PAM16 like 2-like. Gene Ontology annotation, cellular component: TIM23 mitochondrial import inner membrane translocase complex. The transcript has 4 exons. Gene Ontology annotation, biological process: protein import into mitochondrial matrix. The record is from RefSeq and is a predicted model, not a curated record. The coding region runs from base 309 to 662 and encodes 117 amino acids. NCBI's taxonomy places the organism in Eukaryota, Viridiplantae, Streptophyta, Magnoliopsida, Fabales, Fabaceae.
AAGAAUGGAAAAAGUAUUUUUUAAGCAUAUGAAUUAAAAAUAAAUUUGAUUGAGAAAAAUUGUAGCAAAUUUCCCUUGAAUUUUCACAUGAAUUUUCUAAACAUUCAUCGUGAAAACCUCCCCAAAUAAAAUUCCCCAUUGAAACCCUACUACUGUCCGCCAUUGUCACCGGUUGCCAAUCGAAGCUCCUGCUCUUCUUCGACGAUAAACCAAUUCACCAGCCACUGUCCAAAAAAACUACAAAACCCUAAAAUCUCAAUCUCAGACCAGAAAAAUCCAACCGGCUUCAUUGUAUUGAUCCUUAAGCUAUGGCUUCAAAGAUUCUCGCAAACUUGAUUGUGAUGGGCGGGGGAAUCUUGGCAAGAGCGGUUGUUCAGGCAUAUCGUCAAGCGCUUACCAAUGCCUCAAAAAACGGUGUUGCACAAGAAACAAUUCAAAAUACUAUUCGCAAAGCUAGCACAAAGAUAACAGAGCAAGAGGCUCGGCAGAUUCUUGGUGUUUCCGAGGAAACUCCCUGGGAGGAUAUUAUCAAGAAAUAUGAAAGAAUGUUUGAGAAUAACGCCAAGAAUGGGAGUUUUUACCUGCAGUCAAAAGUUUACCGGGCGAAGGAAUGUCUGGAAUCUAUCAAACAAAGCAACACAGGUGAUGGAAACCCUACUUGAGGACUCAGUUUUACUCCAUCAAUUUUGCUCCAUCUUAGAAGUCUGUGGUCAUUUUGGCCACCAUGUUGUGUACGAUUCGCGCAAUCAAAACUAAAUUUGUUUUAUUAGAAAAAUUGUUUGUAAAUGAUUAGUUGGGAAUUCAUUACAAAUUAUGAUUAGUUAGGCUAUUAGAAGAAAAAAAAGUUUACAUAAAUCUGCCCUAAUUAUAUUUUCGUCAAGGAAUGGAUAUAACCUGAAUUCAGCCAUUAACUUUAAUGCGAUAUGUUAUUUACAUCAAAUUUCAACGCCAUAUACAAUUACAUCA